Diaporthe batatas is the source of this 2892-nucleotide messenger RNA. RefSeq lists its product as uncharacterized. Gene Ontology annotation, cellular component: mitotic spindle pole body; SIN/MEN two-component GAP complex. Gene Ontology annotation, molecular function: GTPase activator activity. The transcript is spliced from 3 exons. The record is from RefSeq and is a predicted model, not a curated record. The coding region runs from base 1 to 2892 and encodes 963 amino acids. NCBI's taxonomy places the organism in Eukaryota, Fungi, Ascomycota, Sordariomycetes, Diaporthales, Diaporthaceae. Gene Ontology annotation, biological process: mitotic spindle orientation checkpoint signaling; regulation of Ras protein signal transduction.
AUGGAGACGUUAAGGCUGAAACCGCGGAAACCAGUCGAGGACGAUGUUGAAAACUGGGACGAUGACGACUUUUUAAUUGAUGGUGACGAUCUGGCCCUUCGAAAUCCUUCCGCCACGGUCAGUGUGCCUCCGCAUCGACGAGACAGCCUAUCGUCACAUGUCUCCGUGCGGUCGGAGCUCGAGUCGCUCCAGGGGGAAGAUGAAAGGGUGGUUCAUCUUCCCGGCGAGGAUGAGACGUCCACCUCGCAUGCCAUCGCAGUUGCCGCCACCGCUGGCAUCCCAAUACCAAGCAGUGUACCCCCAACCGCCCUGGUAGGUACCAUUAAGAGACUCGGCGGAAGGAAGGUCAGGAAGAUAUUGCAGGAGGACUGGGGAGACGACCUCGAGCUGCCUGAGGGGGGCGAGGGUCUGCGUAUCAAGACCCAAGAUCCCAACAGGUUCCCUCUGGCCUUGAGACAAGUCAGCUCGUCCAACCAUAGCCCAUCGAAAUCACUCAAUCCACCAGUGCUGCAGCCCGGGCAGUCUAGUCAGACCCCAAUGCCGACACUCGGCGCGCCGAUCAACCUGGAAAGAUUCCGAGACAAAGACGACGACGACGAUUUGUUUGGAGAUGGCAGUGAGACGAUCAAGGUAUCUAAGACACGCCAACUCAUCAAGCCGGCACUGCCGCGUGUAACAGCGAGGAUGCCCGAACCGCGCCGCCAGGCAGACAACGACUACGAACAGGACCUGGAGCUGCCCUCGGACGGGACAUUAAAGCUGUCAUCCCGCCGCGAUAUACCGAAAACCCCAGUCAGCGCUCACGAUGACUUCGAUUGGGGAGAGGGGAGUCUUGGCACGCGUUUCGGAGGCACGAGGAGGGACGGUCGCUCGAACCGGAGCUCUUCUGCCUCGGCCUUCAGCCCGAGCAUCUCGAGCUCCAUCACGGCAGAGAGCGAGGACGAGGCCCAGCUUGAUGGCAUUGAGCUUCCCCACGGGCCGCUUGACUUGAGAGAGAGGCUUAGGAGAAAGCGCCAGAACCGCUCGCCGGAACGCACCAUUGAGGAGGAGCCCGCACCGCCGCCGAGAUCCGUACCACAGCCCGAGGCUGAUACCAAGGACUUUUUCCUCGACUUGAACGUGGGCGACGGUUCUGUAUUUGACUCGGGAAAGCUGAAGCUUCACACCAACGUGAAGCUCAAGUCUACACGGCCUACGAGCCCUGUGCGUCCCAAGACAGCUGUGUCUUUGACGUUCACAAGCAAACCAGUGCAGACGUCGUCUCGACUCCCGCGGCCGACUAGCAGUCACCACGAGAGAACGCAUACCCAGUCGUCCCUGGAGCCUGUCUCGGAGAGCGGAGGCCCCAUUGUGGCUCGGCCGAUGAGGAGGUCCCAAUCGCGGCUUGGUCACAUGUCCCAGUCAUCACAGUCGUCCACAGCAAGCUGUAACACCCCCAUCACACCUUCCGCUCCAAGUUUCUCGGGCCCAACCACACCCCAAAAGAGACAAAUCGGUCAGAAGAGUUCAACCGUCUCUCUUCGCAACGAGCCCACCACAACCAAUGCGCAAUUGCUACGGCUUAAGCGGUCGCUGCCGGCCAUGAGGCCGCCUGGGUCUCCGGCAAGGCCGAUGACUGGUCGGGCCGCAGAGCGCCCGCCUUCAAGAACAGAACCAUCUUCUCGGCCCACAUCUGGCAUCCGCCCCAAGACUCCUGUCGACCGAACGCGCCACUCGUUCGGAGAGCACUCAGCGACACAGGCGAGGAAGCCCUUCCUCCCCGCAGGUGGCUCAGGUUUGCAGUCAUACAACGUCAACGCCAAGAGGCAACUCCGCCGUCACGACUCGGACCUUUCGAAUGAUACAAGACCUACUUCGCGCGCCGUGUCGCGGUCGACUGUGAGGUCGCCCAGUCCAGUUAAGCGGGAUCGGAAACUCGAAAAACUCGCCCGCGCAGGAGUGCGCUUGCCACUGAGUCUCCCGAAACGUCCCAGACACUUCGGGGAUGGUCACGAAUUGGAUGCGUUUGACGACUUGCCCACGUCUGCAAAGACAGAAUCUGAAUUUGUCAAGCAGCCAAAGUACCCCAGCCCACAGUACCCAACGCAGUUCCGGAACAAGGUGAUGCAGCAUUUGUUGCCGGGAAGGACGAACUCGCCUGCACCGUCCUCGCCCCACUCACCUGCAAGGCCCGACUACCAGCCCCGGUUCGCACGUGACACGGCCUCGAGCAGGAUCGCCAGAGAGACAAAUCUUGCGCAUCGGGUUCCCUCCUCAGGUCCGCUCGCUCCUCUGACGUCCCAACGCGUUGCACAGCUUUCCACGAGGAGCAACCUGCAUCAGCCACAACCCAGCGUCAAGCCAAAGAGGGCCGCCAAAAAGCAGCCCCAGCUCAAGCCGCACCUGAUCGCUAAUCUCAAUUCCUCUAACGAGUCAAAAAUGGUCAAUGGCAUGUUUUACAACCCCGAGACUUUUCAAUGGGAGGGCAAUGACAACGUGCUGAAUUCUUUUGACGUCCCUGCAUCGUCGCCAUCGACGGCCUCGGUGCCGCCCUUCUCCGCCCGAGAGAAGGAGAACGCCACGCCCAGACCUGCCCUUAUAACUAAUAUUAGUACUACGAAGGGGGUGCAGGUCGUCGGCGGCAUGGUGUUUGACCCCCAGAACAUGUGCUGGCUCAAACUCGGGCCGCAGUCAGCACAGUCGGAGAUUACUGACCCUCUUGAGGGUUUUAAUGCCAUUGAUGACGAGGACGAUGUCUUCAAAGACAUCCCCGACCUUGACGACAACACUGCUGACAAUGCUGAAACCGGACGCGUGAGCGAAGUCAGGGAUGACUGGCUCGUUGGUGAGGAGUUUGACGUUGGUCCCGAGUUCAUCAGAAGACAACGUGAAGAAGAGGACAGGUGGCGUUAG